AUGGCAGCAUACUGGCCCGCCGCUCUCGUUCUGCUGCUCGCCGUCGUUGUCGUCGGCGCAUCUGUCGCCAAUUCAGCGAUUCUCGAUGUCUCUGACGCUGCCACCGUUCCUGCCGCACGAGACGCCGCCUUGACCGCCGCGAGUAUCGGCGGUCGUAAGAGCGGCAGCGGCAUUGCUGGCAUUUCCGCAGCCGCCGCCGGCGGAAACGGCGGCGCCGUCGUCGUUGAGAGGGUUGCAUGGGGUCGCAAUACGAGCGACAGCAGCGGCGAAAGCUACGACGCGGGCGACGAUAGCAGCGAUGUGAUAAGCGAGUUUGGCAUCAUGGCGUGUAGCGCAGUGGGCUUGCUUCGCUCCGAACGUGCAGAUUCUGCCAUAAGCGCUGCCUUAGAACCGGCCGAUCCUGUAAAUUAUUCCAAUGAAAGUGCUGCUGCUGCUUCUGCUGCUGCUGCUGCUGCAGCCGCAGAUGGUGGUGCUGCCGGCGCGCAAGGCGGCAAGGGCGGAGGGUUCACAGCGCCGAAGGACCACCGGACGGAGCUACGGUGGGAUGUGUACAGCAUUAGCGGCCUCAUCCUCACUGCAUGCUGCGCGCUGCUGGCGAACGCGGCGGGGAUAGGCGGGGGGCCAUUCUACAUGCCACUCUUCAACUCCUUCCUCGGCUUCACCGCCAACGGCGCCACCGGCCUCUCGCACACCAUGGUCGCCUCCAGCCCCGCGGAUCCAUCACAGCCGUUGAUCGACCUGCGCCUGGCGCUCACCUUCACGCCUGCGCUGCUGCUGGGCGUCAGCUGCGGUGUGCUGCUCAACCCGCUCCUGCCGCCCUGGCUUCAGACGUCCCUACUGGCGAUACUGCUGGGGUACGUAGCGAGGGAGACGGGCAUCAAGGCGAGCAAGGCGUGGGAGAAGGAGACCCAAGCCGCUGCGGCCAGGCAGAAUCAGCAGCAGCAGCGGCAGCAGCAGCCCCCCUCCACCUCCUCCUCCUCGAUCAACACGCCUCUGCUUUCACAGUCAGCAGCAGCAGAAGCAGCAGCAACUGCCCCCUCCUCCUCUGCCCCUUCUGCCGCUUCCUCCUCUCCCACCGCCCACGUCCAUUCCAAGCGGCGCUGGUUGGACCCGUCCAGUGGAUCUGGGCGGCUGUCGGACUUUGUGGCUCACACUGCCGCCCAGCUGCUGCCACUCGUGGGCCUUGGCGUGCUGUGGGUGUCAAUGAUGGCCCUUGAGCGCGGGCUGGCAGGCACGACGCGGUGCAGCCGCCAGUUCUUCCUCUACUGGGCGGCACAGACGCUGCUCUGCUUUGCCGCCACUGCUGCCAUGGUGGCCUAUCAGGUUCGGGCGGCGUCCACCAAUCCGGAUGCAGAGGGGGCGUCAGCACUCUCACGGGUGCUCAUGGCUGGGCAGACAGAUGAGGACGGGGCAGGCGAUGAUGAAGUUGUGGAGGCCCGGAGAAAGCGGGCUGCCCAGAAAAUAUUUAAGGUGGUGGGGGUGAUGGUGGUGGCGGGAGUGAUGGUGGGGGUGCUGGGCAUCGGAGGGGCACCGCUCUUCAACCCCUUCAUGCUCUCGCUCGGCAUUCCGCCCCAGAUCACAGCAUCAACGUCAGUGAUGAUGGUGCUGUUUGGCAGCAGCAGCGUCUCCCUCUCCUUCCUCUUCCUCCACCGCCUCAACCUCGCCUAUGCUGCCGUCUUCGCCCCCACCGCCUUCAUCGCCUCCCUCCUGGGGGUCACAAUCGUGGGUCGUAUAGUCAAGAGCACCGGCCGUGCUUCGAUCAUCAUCUUUAUUCUCACUGCGAUCAUUGCUGUGGGGACCACACUGACGGUGGUGCUGGGCGCGCCGAGGAUUUUAGAUGAUGUGAUGAAUGCCAGGAACCUCUGGUUCCACUCGCUCUGCCCUGCCAAUAAAUGCUUGCGAAUGUCUUCCUCCACUUGCUGUGCUGAUACGGCAGAUGCUCUCCCAGUUGCCGAUUGA
Messenger RNA from Closterium sp. Yama58-4, 1959 nucleotides. The record is from the annotation of a GenBank genome assembly. NCBI's taxonomy places the organism in Eukaryota, Viridiplantae, Streptophyta, Zygnematophyceae, Desmidiales, Closteriaceae.